Messenger RNA from Polyodon spathula (Mississippi paddlefish), 1829 nucleotides. RefSeq names its product probable G-protein coupled receptor 83. The coding region runs from base 391 to 1653 and encodes 420 amino acids. Lineage: Eukaryota; Metazoa; Chordata; Actinopteri; Acipenseriformes; Polyodontidae. Gene Ontology annotation, molecular function: neuropeptide Y receptor activity. Gene Ontology annotation, biological process: neuropeptide signaling pathway. Gene Ontology annotation, cellular component: membrane. The transcript has 4 exons. The record is from RefSeq and is a predicted model, not a curated record.
AGAGGCUUGAUAUACAAGUUCUGUGCGCUGCACUAUAAAACAGAGAGAGUUUGCUGUAUGAUGCAUGCUGAAACAGAUGUAUUCGGACCGGGCUUUCUGUUCGACCUGUAUUGAUCACAUUCGCACUCAAAGCACAGUCUUUGCAAAUGGGUGACGAUUGUUGUACUUUUCAGACCUUCAGAUAUAUCCACAGCAAGCAGAAUAGCCUGGAUACCUACAGUAUUAUUAUAUAUGCCAGAUCAAGCAGGACUAGAGGUCGGGGAAUAUAUGCGUUACUUUAACCUGGGUGUAAAUUAUACUAUUAGAAUAAGAGGCUUUAAAACAUGUAUUAAUGCACGGGUAGCUGAUAAGUCAGACUAAAACAUCAGAAAAGCUUCUAAAGUUGACAAAAUGACCAAAUACACGUGGCUGCCUCUGCCUCAUGCGUCCAGGUAUUUCAGAAAGACUGACGGUGUUAAUGCCACAGACUUUUUAUCAACUCUGUACCGGUUCCAGAAUAGCUCUUCGUUUUUCAACUGGAACUUUACCAUCGACGAGGGAAUCUAUGAUAACAGGACCGGUUAUGAGACCGACUCGCAGAAUCCCAUCGUGAAGACUUUGCUUAUAGUCGCCUAUUCGGUCAUUAUCAUCAUAUCAUUGUUCGGUAACAUUCUCGUGUGCCAUGUUAUAAUCAAGAACAAGAGAAUGCAGUCUUCAACCAGCCUGUUCAUCGUCAACCUGGCCAUCGCUGAUAUUAUGAUAACCGUGCUCAACACCCCUUUCACUCUGGUGAGGUUUGUGAACAGUACCUGGGUAUUUGGCAAGCUGAUGUGUCAUGUCAGUCGUUUUGCACAGUACUGCUCGGUUCACGUCUCCGUGCUGACCCUUACUGCUAUUGCACUGGACCGCCAUCAGGUGAUCAUGCAUCCCCUUAAACCUCGGAUGUCCUCAAUUAAAGGAGUGAUCUGUAUUGUUAUCAUCUGGGUGUUGGCAACCUGCUUCUCCUUGCCUCAUGCCAUCUAUCAGAGGCUUUUCCGCUUUCAAUUUGGUAACAAAAAAGUCCGAAUGGUGUGCCUCCACAGCUUCCCCCAGCCAGCAGAUCUCUUCUGGAAGUACUUAGACUUGGCAACCUUCGUCCUCCUGUAUGUCCUGCCUUUGUUUGCCAUCUCGGUGGCUUACAUUGUAGUGGCCAAGAAGCUGUGGAUGAGGAACGCCAUCGGGGACAUCACGAUGGAACAGUACUAUGCUCACCAGCGCAAGAAGAAGAUGACCCUGAAGAUGCUCAUGCUGGUGGUGGUGGUCUUCGCCGUGUGCUGGUUUCCGCUGAACUGCUACGUUGUCCUGAUCUCCAGCAAGGCCAUCAACACCAACAACGCCUUGUACUUUGCGUUCCACUGGCUCGCCAUGAGCAGCACCUGUUACAACCCCUUCAUCUACUGCUGGCUCAACGAGAGCUUCCGCUUGGAGCUCAAGUCCCUGCUGAGCAUGUGCAGAAGACAAAGGACUGUCAAUGCUCAUGCCCUGCCCACUGUCUCACCCCAGUACAGAAACGCCUGGACAGAGAAUGGAAACUACAAAAAGAACAAGCGUGGCCGAAGUGUGAGGUCCUCUUUCAAUGUGAACUCUGGGAGAACUGAGAUUACCAUUGCAGAGCCAGUUGUUGUUGUGAGCUAAAAUGUACUGAACCAGUAAACACAGCAAGCAAGGGGAAUCAUGGAGGCAGUGUACUGUGUAUGAAAAUCAUUAAUGGGUAUAUGUCAUUGUGGAUAUCUGCUUUGUAGGAGACUGUGUGGUCUAGUGGUUAAAGAAAUGGGAUUGUAAUCAGGAGAUCCCUGGUUCAAAUCCCAGCU